Molecule: messenger RNA, 1632 nt
Organism: Impatiens glandulifera
Lineage: Eukaryota; Viridiplantae; Streptophyta; Magnoliopsida; Ericales; Balsaminaceae
Exons: 7
Coding region: 140-1540 (466 amino acids)
Molecular function (GO): glycosyltransferase activity
Source: RefSeq, a predicted model, not a curated record
UAAUUUCACUUUGAAUACAGGGAAGCUUCAUCGAUCCAUUCCUAAUAGCUUAAAUCAUAGUAUAAAACCUUCAGUAUUCUACAAUCGAAACUCAGAAGAAGCUCAAAAUUAAGAAUUUAGUAGAGAUUGACAGAGAGGAAUGGCUAAGCAAUCGACGACGACGGUGUGGAUAUUAUUGAAGAAGAAAUGGCCGGCUCUGGUGAUCGUCUCGCUCUUCUCUCUUGCAACCGUCAUCCUUUUCUUUUCAACUUCCUCUCAUUCUUGUGUAACUCAACGCUGCUACGAAGAUAACAUUGAAAAUCGGAUUUGGAUGACAUCUAAGCAGAUCGACAGCUUGCCGAAUCCGCUCAAUUUCAUGAAAUCGAAGCUCGUUCUCUUGGUCUCUCACGAGCUUUCACUUUCUGGUGGGCCUCUAUUACUUAUGGAGCUAGCUUUUUUAUUACGUGGAGUUGGGGCAAAUGUGGUUUGGAUUACAAACCAGAAACCAACUGACCUUGACCAAGUGAUUUACAGUUUAGAACACAAAAUGCUUGACCGAGGAGUGCAGGUGUUCUCUGCCAAAAGUCAAGAAGCGAUUGAUAUAUCACUGAGAGCUGAUCUUGUCGUUUUAAAUACUGCUGUUGCUGGGAAGUGGUUGGAUGCUGUUGUCAAGGAAAAUGUUCCUCGUGUACUUCCAAAGGUCUUGUGGUGGAUUCACGAAAUGCGAGGGCAUUACUUUAAACUGGAGUAUGUAAAGCACCUCCCUUUUGUUGCAGGUGCCAUGAUUGACUCACAUGUAACUGCGGAAUAUUGGAAGAAUCGGACUCGAGAUCGUCUAGGAAUUAGUAUGCCAAAAACGUACGUGGUGCACCUUGGAAAUAGCCAAGACUUGAUGGAUGUAGCCGAAAACAUAGUAGCAAAAAGAGUUUUACGCGAACAUGUGAGAGAGUCCCUUGGAGUGCAAAAUGAUGAUCUAAUCUUUGCAGUUAUCAAUAGUGUUUCCCGUGGAAAAGGUCAAGAUCUAUUUCUACGCUCCUUCGCUGAAAGCCUGAGGAUUAUUCAAGAUAAGAAAGUGAAAGUACCCGCAAUUCAUGCAUUAAUAGUGGGAAGUGAUCUGAAUGCACAGACUAAAUUCGAAACCGAGUUAAGAAAUUUUGUUGCUGAGAAGAAAAUGGAGGGUCGUGUUCACUUUGUCAACAAAACAUUGAAUGUUUAUCCUUAUUUGGCCUCCAUUGAUGUUCUUGUUCAAAACUCUCAGGCUCGAGGAGAGUGUUUUGGGAGGAUAACAAUUGAAGCUAUGGCCUUUCGACUGCCUGUGCUGGGAACAUCAGCAGGAGGAACGACAGAGAUUGUGAUAAACGGAAAGACUGGAAUGUUACACCCAGUGGGAAAAGAUGGUGUGUAUCCACUUGCAGAGAAUAUCGUCGAAUUGGCGACGAUAGUAGAGAAGAGAUUGAAAAUGGGGGAAAUGGGAUAUGAUCUUGUAAAGGAAGUAUUUACAGAACAUCACAUGUCGGAAAGGAUCGCUUCUGUUCUCAAGGAUGUUCUCCACAAACCCUAAAGAAGGCCAUGUAAGUUUCUUCACCAUCUCUCAAUUGGUUUAAUUAUUUUCUUUUGUCAAUUCAUAUGAUAUAAUACAUAUUAUCUUGCCCU